GACGUGUCUGUGACGUAUGAACAGUGCACAAGAAGCUCAUUUUUUCUCCACCAGGCAAACUUCCACCACAGACGAAGCGAGGCUCCAGAAAUCAGCACCUUGGAGAGCGACACACCGCAGCUGGAGGAAGGCGCGCGGAUCCUUGGCAUCGCUCAGCUCCCGGUCCGGUCCGGACAUGAGGCUCUCUGACCACCGUGACGGCCUUACGGUCCGUGCGUGAUAAACGCAGAAGAUGCCGCUGCGCGUGUCCAGCGAAAGGGUUUAAGUCUCCGUUUCAGCCAGAGUUAAACAGCCGCAGUCGCGAGCCAUGAUGGGGAUGAAGCUGUUCGUGCUGCUGCUCUUGUACCUGGACCUGAGCGCCGCUGCGGCAGCCAAAAAACCCAAACAACCCAGAAAGGCUCCCAGAGCCACGGCCAGCCCCACGGGGCUCCCGAAGAAGUCCCCGCAGCCGGCGGCUGCCAGCCACCACGACACCUGCCAGGGUUACUACGACGUGAGCGGCCAGUACGACAAAAUGUUCGAAUGCAACAACACGGACCACCGCUACUGCUGUGGGACGUGCUAUCUGCGCUUCUGCUGCGAGUACAAGAAGGACCGUCUGGAGCAGAACGCCUGCAGGAACUACGAGAAGCCCAAGUGGGUGCAGACAGUCACCCCGUCGCCCGUUCCCACCGGGGGAAGCUACGAUCCCAGCAUGGACCAGACCAGCACGGCCGUUUACAUCACCUGUGGGGUCAUAGCCUUCAUCAUAGUGCUUGGGGUGUUGGUCAAAGUGGCUUAUGAUAAAGCCACGGAGCCGCCCCAGGAGAUGAAUAUACACAGGGCGCUAGCAGACAUUCUGAGGCAGCAGGGGCCCAUCCCAAUUUCACAGUAUGACUGUGAAAAUUUUGCAGCGAUGAACGGCUCAUCCAAAGACAACACACCAGUCAGAACCUCAUCUAAGAACCACUACACCCCUGUGCACACUUCUAAAUCCAACCUGGGUCUCCACUACGGUAAGGAGAGUGUCCGAAGCAGCGGGGGCAGUGACCUUCACAGCUUCAUUUCUUCUGGUUUUGUGACUCUUGGUCGAAGCCAUCCAAAAGGUACCCAUCAGCACAGUUAUAACCAUGUGGCAAUAGGUAGCCCCCCACACACACCUAAGAAUGCUCACCGAUCACUGAGGCGUGAAAACAAUCGGAUAAGCGGCAUCCUGACCUCACAGACGGAGCCCUACGACCUGUCUUUCUCACGCUCCUUCCAGAGCCUGUCCCACCUUCCACCCUCCUACGAGGCGGCCAUCAAAGCCGACCUCAACCGGUUCUCAUCCCUGAAGAAACUCACAGAUAAAGAUGUGGAGGACUACUACACUCGGAAGCGUCACCUGCCUGACCUGGCAGCAAGAGGAACCCUUCCUUUGCAUGUUCUCACGAAGAGUCAGGAACAGCACUGGGACCUACAGCAGAAGCAACUUCAGGGUCAACCUCCACAGUCCUCCAUCUCUCAGGCUCCUGCCCACUCUCAGUCCUCACAGCCGCAGUCCCAGCAGAGGCAGCGCCCCCGACGUGUCCAAAGGGCCAUGUCUCAGGACCGUGUCCUAGUCCCACAGAGCGGCACACACCAGGAUUAUGUGUCUUCAGAAGGGAUUUCUCCAUAUGGAGGCAGGAUCCUAUCAGAUGAACAGCUGCUGUCGGCUGAACGUCUUCGAUCUCAGGAACGCCUCCUACCGCAGGAUCGCCACACCUCCCAAGAUCGCCUGUACUCCAAGGACCGCGUGUUCUCCAAGGACCGACUCUUUUCACAGGAGCAUCUGUACUCAAAGGAUCGCCAUUACUCUCAUGAACGCCUCUAUUCACAAGAGCGCCUGUACUCACAAGAUCGCCUCCUGUCCCAGGAUCCUCUGCUGUCGCCAGAGAAGCUGAUGAGGUCCUUGAAGCGUGGAAUGGUGAGCAGCAUUUCUGGUGGCUUCCAUGGAAGUGACAAGUCAAUGUCACGUGCCAUCUCACACACAGAUGUGUUCACACCAACAACUCCCCUGUUGGAUCGCUACCAGAUGACCAAAGUGCACUCCCAUCCCAGUGCCUCAAACAACGGUGGUGGUGGCAGCGGCGGCGGGGCAGCCGCUAACCAAACAGCUACCAAAAGACAAGCGUUUGCCUCCAGACGAACUCACACUGUAGAACAGCUUCAUUACAUCCCACAGCACCACCAGCAGCAGCAGCAGCAGCAGCAGCCACAACACUACCGCACUGGCAGCAAGACGGAAGUGACCGUGUAACAACAGCCACCACCUGACUUGUGCUGGGAGGAGCACUGCCGAGUGCCACACAGUCAGGUCCAUCGCGGAACAUGUCCACAAGUCAGAGACGCCAGGACCAAGAUCACUGGAAGCAUUAACAACACCAGCCCACGAGCCAAGGCCAGGGGUCGAGGGGGGGGGGGGGAGGUUUAGUACUACCACAUAACUAGCCUAAUAACACGUCUACUGUCUGGAAACUUCUUCUUAUUCAUAGUUUACUGGUUCUUGGUGGGGAGCACUGACUGCGUCUGCCUUCAUAACCUACCUUUGCCCCACGGACCUAUUCUGUGAGCUUUUCUGAAAGGGCUUAGCGUGGUCGAACAGCAUUAUUGAGUCUCUUGUACAAGACAAGACCACGACUAGAGUCAGCCUGUAGCAAUGUUAUAAAUAUAUAAAUAAGUCAUACAUUUGUACACCCUGUCCUUCUGCUAGCUCUAGACUGUGAAAGAGAGAGACACGGCUGUUUUCAGCUGACUGCGGAUCAGAAGACUCCAGUCAACCUGAUUGAUCUUUGAAUGUUUAAGCAGAAGAUUAUAGUUUCUUUUACUUGUUCAGGGACCAUAAACACACUUCGUAUUAACGGCGAGCCGAUCCAGUCUUACUACACUUCAUGUUAGUUCAUGUUUCUACCGUAAACGUCUCUUUUCCGGUGCCUCUCACAGACAUUCGUUUUCUAAACACAAAGUUGUUCUGUGGAUUAAAAGCACAAUCAUUUCAAUGAGUUGUCUCUUUGGAUGUUAUCUUUGAAUCUGAAACGGGACAGUCAACUUGUUUUAUUAGCACAAUGGCAGUGCUUGUUUCCCGUUGCUUCUAGUAGGAACCUGUAAAUAAGCUAUCCUAGCAGCUGAAGACCGGACAACCCUGUACCCAAUGGACUUUGUGUUGGACUGUCUGUUUUCAACGGACCCUUAAAACAUAGAAGUCAACGCUGUUGUGAGUUCCAACUACUAACCCACUUAAUGGAGUUAAAGACAUGUCUGCUUGGACAAGAGGUGAAUGGAUGUGUUGAUGAUGGCAGAAACAAGGCUGCUAAUGUUUGGAGGUGUUGCAUCGAUAUCUAGAGACUUGGGUUUGUUGCCUAUGGAUCUGAAGGCUUGUCAAAGUAGGUCGAAUAAACCUUCCAUAUUUUCCUAAACAUGCAGCCGUGCUUAUUCAGGUGUUUCCACUGUGAUUAUUUCCAGAGCCACAGACAGACCAGCUGUUGUAGAGCACCUUCCUAGGGUUCUACACCCCCCCCCCCCCCCCCCAAGGCGUUUCACAACACAGUCAGUCAUCCACACAUCCACACGCUGGUGAGAUGUGCUACGAUGUGGCCACGGCUGACACAGGUGAGGCCUGCCAUACACAGGCGCCACCGGUCCCUCCGACAACCACCGGGCUAAGUGUUUUGCCCAACGACACAAAAGCAGCAUUCUCUGGUCACAACCUGCAGUCUUCUGAUUACCGGAACAGCCACUCUACCUCCUGAGCUGCUGCUGUCCCACACUUGUCCUCAGGUCCUCUGUGCAGCUGGACAAUGAUGUGAAAGCUUUGGUGGCCUGAAACCCUUCUUCAUGAGUUGAGCCAAUAACACACACACACACACACACACACACACACACACACACACACACACACACACACACACCUUUACAUGACCUGAACAGAAACACCUGGAACGUUAAACGGUUCCGUUCUAAAACCACGGUGAGCUCUCGGCCAGACAGCGGUGGACAGCAGGACUGCAUCAGCGUCUCCAGCGUGGUCCAGCUAGAACAUGCUACAAGCUGAAGGAGCAACUUCUACAAGAAGCCAACGGUGACAGCAGGAUGGUGCACUCUACGUAUCUCCUGGAGUUCUUCUGGUGUCUCUGGGGUGGAGACAGACUGAAACCCAGGUCUGACGGACACUAGCGACGUGGUGCUCUCUAACUAAAUGUGAACUGCUCUUCAACGAGAGCCGAGUCCUGGAGAACAGUUCACUUCCUCGUUCAGAGUAACGAACUGAUGUAAAUACGGGACAUUUUCAACAGUGUAUUUGUUGGGUUAUUUUUAUUAAAACCAGGGAGAUCUCGGGCCAGUUGUCCUCCCUGAUGAGACGGGAAGACUGGCACAGGAUAACACUUACGUUUUAAUGAAGCAACAGGUGUUUUACAUAUAAGGCAGCUAUGAUUUUAAGCAGUAAUGUCAGCGAAAACCAAUUUUUCUCUAUCAAUAUUAACAUUCUGACAUCUUUGAGAAACAAAAUAUUAACACAAGUUUUUGUAAACUCUUAAGGUACAAAGCAGUAUUUUUUACAUCAAGCUACCUUAUGGUAUCAUUUAGUUAAGACUUGAUCAUGGCUUCGUUCAGGUAGACAUCUGAGCCAAAUUAAAUGGAAUUGAAAACAGGCAUGCAUGAGUGUGUGUGUUCAAGAUGAAGGAAACACUCAGAAGACUUGGUUCUCAUCCGGACUCGUAGACUGAAAGCACCAAACUGGACCGCUUUAGAGGCAUCAUCUGCUGCACCUCGUUCUCAUCAAUUCAAAUUCAAUUCAAAGAUACUUUAGUAAUCCCAGAGGGAAAUUAGAGUUUCAGUACACACAUUUCUGAGAUCAGGGGGGAGUUAUCACUUCAGCCCCACAGACUCCAAGGGCACCAGAUUCAGUCAAAAAUUGUUUUGGGGACAGACAGAGAUAAUUUCCUCUCUGCAUUAGUGUUCUGUUGGUCUUCAACCCCUCUAGAUCCAAUAAUGGCGUAAUUAAAAAUGUUGUCAUUCGCGUUGAGAGACCAACUGACCAGGUCCAUUUUUAAUAAUUUCCAGUUUCCAGAAAACAUGCAGAAAGCGCUGUACACACAAGACAGGACUAAGAGCCUUGAGAUAAGGAGGGAGGGAGAGGAGAAACUCUCCAAGAGCUGGAAGAAGAACCAGUCCACCCUGCCCCUGGCUUCGUUAAGAAGGUAAAUGUAAUCCUGCAAAAGUUAGAUGAUGAGAUGAUUUGUGUUGGAUUAAGCUUUUAAGGACUGUUUGUUUUGGUUCUCUGAGUCAACAUGACCUGUAGUGCCUAAAGGUCAUCAGCCAUCUUCGCUUGUCUGAGAGAGUUGUGCUUCCAAACCAAACUGAAGCUGUUUAUAGCCACCUGUCCAUGAGCCCGCCUCGCCAUAACAAGCUCCUCUCCUCACCUCUGCCUCUGCAGGAGGAGACCAGCCUCUGUCUACACAGGUUAUUACAACAACAAAACCUUACAACAAUGAGUGUUUCAUAGUGAGUGGAAUAGUCUCUUAGGAACUGUUGUUACACAGUCAAGUGUAGUGAGGACAAAAGAGACAUGAUGACUUGGUUGAUGAACAAGGAAAACCAGUUUAUUUUCCUCUGGUCAAAAAAAAAAUACAGAAAAUCCAGCCGUCUUCAAAACGGCCACCCAUCCAUCUCUCUUCCAGUCUCAGUCACUUUCAGAGAGAGAUCGCUUUGCCACACCCAGCAGUCCACCUAUAUACCCUCUGACCCC
Messenger RNA from Nothobranchius furzeri (turquoise killifish), 5743 nucleotides. Its product is annotated as protein shisa-6. Gene Ontology annotation, biological process: regulation of AMPA receptor activity; regulation of short-term neuronal synaptic plasticity. The record is from RefSeq and is a predicted model, not a curated record. Gene Ontology annotation, cellular component: dendritic spine membrane; AMPA glutamate receptor complex; postsynaptic density. Lineage: Eukaryota; Metazoa; Chordata; Actinopteri; Cyprinodontiformes; Nothobranchiidae.